This is a messenger RNA of Durotheca rogersii, 2985 nucleotides long. RefSeq names its product MFS general substrate transporter. The transcript is spliced from 5 exons. The coding region runs from base 578 to 2677 and encodes 699 amino acids. Gene Ontology annotation, biological process: transmembrane transport. Gene Ontology annotation, molecular function: transmembrane transporter activity. Gene Ontology annotation, cellular component: membrane. The record is from RefSeq and is a predicted model, not a curated record. Lineage: Eukaryota; Fungi; Ascomycota; Sordariomycetes; Xylariales; Xylariaceae.
CCCGGACGCUUACAUGGAAACAUCACACCCCACCUAUACACAGGUAUAUAUAUAUGUAUAUAUAUAUAUAUAUAUAUACCUGCUAAUGCCACUACUGCGUCUUCUCCUCCUCCUCGCUAUUUUCUGCCUACAGCUGCUCUUUUCCUCCACACUUAAUUCUGUAUAAGCCGACAUGCCUGGCCAAACCAUCUAGCUUGCUUCUUCGAAGCGUCCUAUCUCCCCUACCCGCUAGCCACCGCCGACUGUCCAUCUUACAGCUCUCUUCUCCUCGGUCCUUUUCUUAUACCCAGGCACGCAAUACCGGGGGAAUCCUGCCAGUCGUCCCCCUCUCCCUGCGCUAGCGUCCGCUGAGACAACAGAAUACACUUUGCCCUAAGAGUCCCCGACUCUCUGAGGGUUGAGACGACGCCACGUAACGCUGCAGACCUGGCAAAUCUCACCCAGGAACUUUGAUUGGACUUUUGUUUAGCCGUCCGAAUCUCUCAUUCCUGUUCCUAGUUCCUCCCAUCCCUUCGUUGCCAUCAGCCGCACCUCUUUCCCUCCCGUGCCCCCGAGCUACCCGUCUUCUCUCUCAAAGAUGGCAAAGUUCCUCCGCCGCCACCAUGAACACGAUCCUCCCAUAGGGGAAAUCCCUGUCCCCCACGGCCCCGUAACCGGCGAGGAGCAUCAGCACUACCCACGAAGAGGUUCAACUAGCCACGCCACCGACUAUGAGAAGCAGAUCUUCGCUCACCUGACGCGCCCCGAGGAUUCCUACACUCCCGACGGCGUCUACUGGGCCGACUUGCCCUUCUGGAAGCGCUUGUCCUUCGUCAGCAAAGUCGACCGAGCCGAGACGUCGUCCGAAGUGCAGGGUAUCUGGGCCAUGAUCAAAAACGACCCCCUCAGCCCGGUUUCCUGGUACUUUAGAAACGCCGUGCUUCCCGGUGCCGGCUUGGGUUUGGAAGGCUACGUUCUCUUCUCCAUCGGGAACCUAGAGCCCUUGUUCAGUGCUGCGUGGGGAUCAUGCUGGGGCAAGAGUGCCACCGAAUGCAGCAAGAAUUGGGUCGCGGCCGUGACCUAUCUCGAAAUUAUCGGCAUCAUGGUUGGCCAGGUGGCUGUCGGAAUCAUCGGCGACUGGAUCGGCCGACGGUGGGGUUUAAUCCAGGACGCCUUGGUCAUGUUGCUCGGUCUCCUCAUGUUGACAGGAUCGUGGGGUUUGACGCUCGAGGGCUGGGUCAUCAUGUAUGCCUGGUCUUUGUUCGUAUACGGGAUCGGAGUCGGUGGCGAAUAUCCCAUUACAGCGACGUCAUCCAUGGAAAAUGCUGUAUCGGCUGGGAGGUUAUCCACUAAAGACGACCGCCUCCACCGCGGCAGGAAAGUCACGAUGGCGUUCUUGAUGCAAGGCUGGGGGCAAUUCGUCAACCAGGUCGUGCUCAUCGUCCUCUUGGUCAUCUUCAACCGUGGCAGUAGUGAGCCCCCCUACUCCGCGACGGCCGCCCAGUACGCUUUUCGUCUAUCCUUUGCAUUCCCCGCUAUCGGUACGCUUUGGCUCGCCUACUACCGUACCUGGAGAAUGAAGUCGGCCAGCAAGCAUCUCGAACAAGCCAAGAAGAAGGCGAAUGUGACGGGGUACGACGUCCGAUCCCUCAAAUUGACCUGCAGCAACUUCGGCGGACGUCUAUUGGCCACUGCCGGCGGGUGGUUUUGCAACGACGUAUUCUUCUAUGGGAAUAAGCUAUUCCAAGGCCAGUUCAUUAACGUCAUCUCCAACAAUCCCAGCUCGGUCAUGACGACGUGGACCUGGAACUUGGUCAACGUUGUCGUGUCCCUCUGCGGUUACUAUGCGGCCUCGAUGCUGAUCGACAACAAAAUGUACGGCCGGAAGAUGAUGCAACAAGUCGGGUUCCUCAUGUGUUUCGUCAUGUUUGUGGUGCCAGCCUUUAACUAUGAGUAUUAUACGAGCCCGGCAGGUAUCCACGCUUUCCAGGCCAUGUACUUCUUGUCGUCGUUUUUCAACCAGUUUGGUCCCAACUCGGUCACCUUCCUCGUCGCUGGGGAGGUAUUCCCUACUCAGAUACGCGCCAGUGCGCACGGGUUCUCGGCCAUGAUUGGCAAGGCUGGCGCCCUCCUAGCUUCGGUCUUGUACAACUAUAUCGACAACCAGACCAAGUUCUACGUUGUUCCUUGGUUUGGUCUUGCUGGCAUGUUGAUCACGUGGCUCUGGCUACCUGACACCACGGGACUUGAUCUCAAGGAACAGGAGCGGCGCUGGCACUACAUCCUGAACGGACGUGACAGUGAAUAUCACGGCAUCGCCAUACACCCGCAGCACCUUUCUGUCUGGGAGAGGUGGGUUGGCGUUGGAAAGAAUUACCACCCCGAACUGGACGUGAAGGCUAAGAUCAGGGACCUCCGGGCGGACUGGGAAGAGAGGGAAGCUGCCAGAGCGGCCAGCGAUGUCGAAUCGGCGUCCUGUGAGGAUGACGACAAUGAGGAUAUGACCAGCGAAAUCCACGACUACUUCCGGGGAACCAGCAGCAGCAACGGUGGCAAUUCGUUGAAGAAAGAGAAACCAACUACGGGGGAAGGUCAGGCUCAAGCUUCCAGAUCGACUGAUGGUCACAGUAACAGCACACUAGGAGAGCUGUCGGCGAAUGAAAAAUCCGAAGGGGGGGAUCGUAGGCGACAAGCUUGAAAAACGACCUACCUAGGUGACGGCUUAAGUACCGGAAAUGCUACCUGUGGGAUUUUGUGCCUCUUUUUGAAGUAAAAGUGAAUACAUCAUGAUUAGACGAGAGACAAUCGGCGUAUUAUUAACUGCUUGAAUACUAUAGAUCUGGGCGUCGCGAUCCAUGGUACCUAGGUAAUGUCUCGAGAGUAAUUUUGCGGUAAGCAGGAAAACACGAAGACGGGGGCUUAUGUAUUUACGAGGUGUGUCCCUUUUCUACGUAACUAGGUACCUAAGUAUAGGGCUUAGUCCCUGAAGAAUUACCCAUCAUUAGG